AUGAACAGCUCAGCAUUUUCGUUCAAUUAUCAUGCAUCAAAUGAAGAAUGCAAAUCAUCGAAUAUCAAUCGCCAUCCAGAUAAUCUCCGUGGUAAAGCCAUAGGUUUAUGGUACGCUCAACGGCAUCUAUCUGGAAAUCCUACUCGAACAUCAUCAAAAUCUCAUCCCACUCGAUCACAACCAGUAGCAACUAUUGAAUUAUCUCCCAAUGAAAUUCAACGUGUUACAGAAGUUCAUCAAUUAUUUGAUCAUGAAAAAGAAACACGAAAAAAUUUCAAGAGACUAUCAACAAAUAUUCAAGAGGAUGCAAUUUAUGAUACAUCGAUGGACGAUGUUAAUCAUGCCAUACAAUUUGAAAAAUUGCACACUUCAUUUCAAUAUUUCGAACCCCUCGAUCGAAAGCCUGAAAUCGAUCAAUAUUUAUCAGAUGAUUUACGAAAGAAACAAUGCUCAUCAUCAUAUCAAACAUUAAAGAUUCAACGAACUGCUUUGCCUAUAAAUAAGUAUCGUCAGCAAAUUCUCGAUAUGAUCGAAAACAAUCAGUUAUUUAUUCUUAUUGGUGAAACUGGAUCAGGGAAAACAACUCAAACAGCUCAGUUUAUUCUUGAUGAUCAAAUUUUAAAAAACCAAGGAAGUUUAUGUCGAAUAGUUUGUUCACAACCACGUCGGAUUAGUGCUACAUCAGUCGCUCAACGAGUAGCACAAGAACGUAGUGAAAUAAAUCCUGGUGAUUCAGUUGGUUAUCAUAUUCGUUUGUCAGCUCAAUUGCCACGUAAAAAUGGUUCAAUUCUAUUUUGUACAACGGGAAUGUUACUUAAAUAUAUUGAAAAAUUUACUAGUUUCGAACAUUUUUCUCAUAUAAUUCUCGAUGAAAUACAUGAAAGAAAUAUUGACAUGGACUUUUUACUUAUUUUCAUCAAACGUUUAUUGAAAUUACGUCCAAAUAUUAAAGUUAUAUUGAUGAGUGCAUCGAUUCAAGCUGAAAAAUUUAGUUCGUAUUUUGAAAAUUGUCCAAUUUUAUCUAUUCCUGGAAAUAUGUACUCGGUGAGAGAAUAUUUUCUUGAAGAUUAUAUCAUGAAAUUAAAAUAUCCGUAUGACAACCGAACAAAUAAUCAACGAUCACAUCGAAAAUUAAACAAUGAAGAAGUCGAUAAAAAUUAUGAUCACUAUAUAAGUGAACUUCAAUUUGAUUUAGCUAGCCAACAUAAAUCGAUUGAUGUAUUGAAAAAAAUUCUAGCCAUUGGAACGGAUUUUAAUUUGGAAAUUAAUUGUGAUUUAGUUGUUAGUGUUAUUGAAUUUAUUUGUCGAAUAUCUUCUCAAGGUACUAUUCUGGUCUUUCUUCCUGGUUGGAGCGAUAUCACCAAAUGUACUCAGCUACUACGUCAAAGAAGUUUAUUAGCAUCUUACCUUCAUAUUUUACCAUUACAUAGUUUAUUACCAUUGCCUAAUCAACAAGAAAUAUUUAAUCCAUCACCUCAUCCAACUUUACGUAAAGUUAUUCUAUCUACAUCCAUUGCUGAAACAUCGAUUACGAUUGAUGAUGUUAUUUAUGUUAUUGAUACUGGUCGAACAAAAGCAAGUGAUUAUGAUCUUGAAACUCAAGGAAAAUGUCUUUUACCAACAAAUGUUUCACGAGCUAAUUUACUUCAAAGAAAAGGGCGAGCUGGCCGAACACAACCCGGUGAAUGUUAUCGAUUAUUCACACGUUGUAAUGAACGUCUGUCAUUUGUUGAUUUUCCACAGGCUGAAAUGGUCACAUCACGUUUAGAUAAUAUUUAUUUGCAAGCCAAAUUAUUAAAUAUAAGUAAUAUUAAAUUAUUUCUUCAAGAUGCGCUUGAUCCGCCGCCCAUGGAAGCUAUUGAGCAUGCAGAAAGAUUUUUAUCUGACAUCGGCGCAUUAGUAUCUGAGACCAAUGAAUUAACACCAAUCGGGAAAAUCCUCGCACACUUACCAAUGAAUCCUCAAAUUGGUAAAUUAUUAAUUAUGGGCUAUUUAUUUUCUUGUUUUGAUCCAAUAUUAACUAUUGCAUCGAUUUUAAGUUAUCGAGAUCCUUUUGUAACUCCGAUCGAUAAAAUUCAAGAAAUAAAUGAAAUACGUCGUUGUUUUGCUGACAAAACCAUGUCAGAUCACUUAAUGCUAGUAAAUAUUUAUCAAGAAUGGAAGAAACAACGAAAUUACCGUGAUAAAAAUCAUUUUUGUUUUGAACAUUUCCUUAACUCAAAUCAUAUGAAAAUGAUUGAUAAAGUACGUAAUCAAUUGAAACAUCUGAUUCAAGAUUAUUUUGCUUCAUACACAGAUGAUGCAAAUCGAAAUAAAAAUAAUUAUGAUUUAAUAUGUGCUCUCAUGUGUGCUGGACUCUAUCCCAAUAUUGCACGUAUUCGGUUAUCAUUAGAUAAAUCAUCAAAACGUCCAUGCUUAUUAGAAACGAAAUAUGAAAAACGAAUUUUAAUACAUCCCAGAUCAGUUAAUUCGAAACUUCGGGAUGAUGACAUACGCCGCUCAUUUGUUCAAUCAACAUUAAUUGUUUAUCAUGAAAAAAUUCGUACAUCAAGUAUAUUUAUUCAUGAUACAAGUUUUAUAUCUCCAUAUGCUUUACUUUUCUUUGGUAAAAGUCAAUUAUCACAAGAGACAAAUCCAACAAAUAACGAUGAUAAUAUAAUUUCAGUGGAUAAUUGGAUAAAAAUCAAAAUCGAUGUUAAAACAAAUAAAUUAAUCGAUGAACUAAAAGAAAAAUUUAAUUAUUUAGUUGAAAAGAAAGCAUCAAAGAAAAACAUCUUGUUAGAAAAUGAACAGCAUUUGAUUGACACAAUAAUUCAUUUUAUAAUAAAACAAGAUAAAAAUUUAGUAAUGCAAAACAAUUUAAUCGAUGAUUAUUCAAAGAAGAAUAUGAUUAACGAAGAUUGGGAUGAUGAAAUAAGAAAUGCAUCAAAUAAAAGUUCUUCUACAUUUCAUGAGAGUUAA
Molecule: messenger RNA, 2961 nt
Organism: Rotaria socialis
Lineage: Eukaryota; Metazoa; Rotifera; Eurotatoria; Philodinida; Philodinidae
Source: the annotation of a GenBank genome assembly